CUUGUUUUUAUAAAAUAAUUCAAAAUGGAGUCGUUUCGUUCAGGACCGGCGGGCAGCUCGCGAUCUGCGGUGUUGCCGCAGUCUAAGGAGGCAUUGCUGAAAUCGUACAAUGCACGAUUAAAGGACGACGUCCGGAGCAUGCUGGAGAACUUUGAAGAAAUACUAAAGUUGGCGCGUAGAGAGAGCCACACACAGAUCUCCAAGACGACGCAAUGCGAACAGGAUGCCCUCGAGAUGCAAGUGCGGGCGGCCAACAUAGUUCGGGCCGGAGAAUCCCUGAUGAAGCUCGUGGCCGAUCUUAAGCAGUACCUCAUCCUGAACGACUUCCAUUCGGUAAACGAGGCAAUCACCAACAACUCACAGCUAUUCCGGGCCACCCAAAUAGAAUGUGAUAAGAAGCUGAUGAAGCUCAGGGAUGAAAUGGCAAUGGAUCUGUACGACCUGGAGGAGGAGUACUAUACCAGUAUAUUUAAAUAGUUUUUUUUUUUUAUGAAAAUUAGCAGCAAUAGCAAGCUUAAAUAUCAAACAAUAUAUAUUUAUAAUUAUUUAAACUAAA
Messenger RNA from Drosophila bipectinata, 556 nucleotides. It is a transcript of the gene MED22, whose product is annotated as Mediator complex subunit 22. Gene Ontology annotation, molecular function: transcription coregulator activity. Gene Ontology annotation, biological process: regulation of transcription by RNA polymerase II. Gene Ontology annotation, cellular component: mediator complex. The record is from RefSeq and is a predicted model, not a curated record. Lineage: Eukaryota; Metazoa; Arthropoda; Insecta; Diptera; Drosophilidae.